AUGCCAAGGUACCCUAGGACCCUUUUUUCAGUAUUUCAUUUAUAUGAAAUUGUAGCGCAAGAAAUUCUCUAUGGAAUGAAAAACCUUAGUACAAAGCCAGAACCGAUUCAAAAUAUUUUGAUCUUAUAUCGAGGUCAAACAAUGAAUAAUGACGAAUUUGAAAAACUAAAAAACAAUGUUGGUGGUUUUGUUUCAGUGAAUAGUUUUAUGUCGACAACAACAAAUCGACAUGUUGCAGUAGCAUUUGUUGGUAAUAAGAGUUCUCUCAUGAAAUAUGUAUUAUUUGAAAUAAAUAUUAAUAUACAUCUUGAUACAAAACCAUUUGCCAGUAUUGUACAUUUAAGCACAUUUCAAACUGAAGAUGAAAUAUUAUUUUCAAUGGGAACUGUUUUUCGAAUUAAAAAUGUUGAACAACUGUCACAUAGUUUAUGGAAAGCAGAAUUAACACUAAGCGAAGUGAAAUAA
Molecule: messenger RNA, 465 nt
Organism: Didymodactylos carnosus
Lineage: Eukaryota; Metazoa; Rotifera; Eurotatoria; Philodinida; Philodinidae
Source: the annotation of a GenBank genome assembly